UGCAAAGCUGUCAAAGUGAAGGUCUAGUGUGGUGCUUGAAGGACAAAAUGGACUUCAGUUGAAUGCACGUAUCUCUUACAGUGGUAACUGACCUACACUCACUAGCGAUUUCCAGGUUUUUCUGAUCGCUGAAGGUCUUGCCUUCCCCCAGUACUGACGUAACCUCUACAGCAACGUGAGAAGCACCUCGUGCUUCGGGUGCCCUGCAGGAGCUGCUGAUCCUCCUGCCCGGUGCCUGUGUCAUUCUGGUGAUACCUGUGUAGAAUGUCACUUGCAGACUCGGUCAAAAGCAGCAGCAUUAGCAAGUAAACAAGACGCAUGUGCACGCCGAGCAGGGGUGUUUGGCUGGGGGGUCCUCAGGCAAACAAAUAUUAACCCCAUCCCACACUGUUCCUUAGUUAUCUAUAAAAGCACACUUUAGUGGUAAUGGGUCUGGUCUGGUAUUUUUUCAUCCCCAGUUAAAAACCCACUGACAUGGAGGUUUUUGUAUAUGACUGUCCCCUUUGAUAUUACUUUCUAAUGUUUUUUUCCCCCAAAUAGAACUGGCGAAGUUUCACUCAGUUACAGCACGUAUUGCCUGAAAAAUCAGAAUUGCCUUUUAUUUUUACAUUGGGGGCUAAGGAAUAGUUAACCCUGUUUAAGUACUGAAGGAUUGUUUAAGUGUCUUUUUUUUUUCUUUUAACUUGUACUGCACUGCAAUAGCUUACUGUCCAAAGGACUCUGUUAGGGGGGCGGAGGGGGACUUCGUGGUCAACGCCAGCUGGUUUCAGUUCAUACCCCCGUUUUAAAAAGCUCGGACUUCUGUUGGUGACUCAUUGCAAAAAAAAAAAAUAAACAAGUUAAAGAAAGAUGGAUUCAGGUCUGUUAAUUGUGCCUCCCAAAUGAGAGGAUGGGGAUUCCUCUCGCUGGGGAGGUGUAUAAAACACAGACCGCAGGCGUGGUAACGCAAUGAGACACUUUGCGGAGGCUGAUUUUACAGCAUGUUUGCUCAGACAGUUCGGCUCCCUCGGAACUGAAGAGCGGGGUUCGGUUUCCCACUGGAGCGGAUCCGGCCGCGGCUCACGGCCCCUGGGACGCAGCACCGGCUCCGGCAGCUUGGGGCGGCCGUAGAUGAGCGCAUCGGCAGCCUCGUGCAGACGCGGUCCCCACGCCUUCCCCCCCAUGGCUUCAAACGCACAUAUAGACGUAGAGGACGCCACCCAGCAUCUCCGGGAUAUUUUGAAGCUGGACCGAACCGGUAGCGGUGCCGGAACAGCUCCAGCUGGAAGCCAGAAGACGUCUUUUAACGGCGACCUCAAUGGCCUGUUUGGAUCAGGCAUCCUAAUCCCCGACGAAGGAGUCACCUGCCCGCCCGCCAAGACCAUGAGCGCCCAGGACAGACAGAUCAUACAUCUCUCUGGUGAUGACCGCUCCAUCGGCAUCGCCAUCUCAUCCAACGAUGUGGAGAUAGUUGCCAGCCAUGACUCCAACAUCAAGAGCGAAGCCCGGAGCAGCAACAAGGUUAAAAUCCAGCCUAUGGCAAACUAUGACUGGGAACAUAAGUACUAUUACGGCAAUCUGAUAGCGGUGUCCAACUCGUACUUGGCAUAUGUCAUCAGAGGUCACAACAGCUCGGCCAUGAUCCGCGUGCUGAGUGUGAACGCGGCGGAGCGAGCGCUGCUGAAGGGCUUCGCGGGCGUGGUCGCCGACCUGGCCUUCUCCCACCUCGACUCCGACCAGCUGGCCUGCGUGGACGAAGCCGGCGGCCUUUUCGUCUGGCAGCUGAGCAGCCGCGGCGGCAAGAUACGAGAUGAGAUCAUCGUGCACGUGCUGAGGCCCAGCGACACCCCCCUGAAUCCGAACCGGAGGCUCAUCUGGUGCCCUUUCAUCCCCGAGGAGGGUGAGGUUGGCCCUGAGGAGAUGUUCCAGACCCUGGCUCUGCUCCAUGAGGACCGGGCCGAGGUGUGGGAUCUCGACAUCCUCACGGCGAGCCAGAGCUCGUGGCCAGCGGACAGUGCCGCCCUGACAGACGGCUUCAUCACGGUGCGGGGUCACCGCGCGCCAAUCAGCGAGGGCGCUUUGUCCCCUGAUGGGGCCAUCCUCGCCACAGCCAGCCAUGACGGAUACCUCAAGUUCUGGCAGAUUUAUAUCGAGGGACCCAACUCUCCGAGGUGCUUGCUAGAAUGGAAGCCCCACGACGGCAGGCCGCUGUCCUGCCUGCUCUUCUGUGACAACCACAAACAGCAGGACCCAGAGGUCCCAUUCUGGCGUUUCCUCAUCACUGGAGCCGAUCAGAGCAGCGAGCUGAAGAUGUGGUGCACGGUGUCCUGGACCUGUCUGCAGACCAUCAGGUUCUCUCCAGACCCCUUCAGCUCCCCCAUCAUUCCCAGUCUGAAGGUCAGUCUAGACCUGACGGCCACGUACCUGGUUCUCACCGACGUGCAGAGGAAGGUGCUGUACGUGAUGGAGCUGGCCCAGGACCUGGAGCGAGGCCACGCCCACUUCAGCGCCAUCUCCGAGUUCCUGCUCGCCCACCCUGUGCUCAGCUUCGGCGUCCUGGACACGAGCCGCCGCCGCGCGCCCGAUUCCGAGGGCCUGCCCCUCGACGAGGAGAGCGAGAGCGCCACCAAUGACGGGGGCCAAGGGGCACUGGAGGCCAAAACGGGAGUGCAGAUCAAACUGUACUGCAUCCACACGAAGUCCCUGCAGGAUGUACAGAUCUGGUUCCAGCCACAUCUUGGACCUGGAAACUCUCAGUUCCCGUCUCCUGCCAACACGCAGGCUGGCCUCGGUUACGUAUUGGAGGCAGGCGCAGAAGGCCUGUGCUCUGACACGGGCGCCAGGAUCCCCGCCCUGCCGUCACCUGCCGACUUCUUGUCCCCGGCUGGUGAUACCAAGCCCAAGCUGAUGACCCCCGAUGCCUUCAUGACCCCCAGCGCUUCAAUCCCAGCCUCCCCUUGUGGCAGCGGCAGUAAUCUGACCUUGAUGACAGCCAUCACCAACAACCCCGUCAGGGGUGUAGAGGAGCCAUCACAGAGCCCCAGCAGUUUGAGCCUGAGCAGUACAGUCCCUCUUGGAGUGGGGCUUUCCCCCAUCCCCCGCCCCAGCAUGCUCCUCAUCCCUGGGCUGGGCGACCAGCUUCCCACCAACACUAUCCAGACGGCCCCCAAUCCCCCACUGGAGCCACUGCUGGCCUCGCAGGCGUCUCCAACGCGGGAGCGCUCCCCUGACGUCAUAUCUUCGGCCUCUGCUGCCGCGCCGCAGGAUGCGCCCGCGGUUGCCUCGGAGACGCUGCCACGCGAGGCCGCCGCCCACCCUGCCGGCGCAGCACGCACGCACGGCCACCGCGAUGCAGAACAAGAGGGCAGCGGGAUCAGCACGGACACCCCUGCCAGCCUUCCCUGGCCCGCAGCCCCCGACAUUACCCGAGAGACCUGCGGCAGCUUGCGAGAUGGGGGCCUGCUGGACCGCUCCACUGAGGAGAUGAAAGACAAGCAGAAGUCAUCACCAUACCGCAGACGACCCUACAGCUUAGCGCGGAAUGACAGCCAGGGCGGCAGCACUGAGCAGAGUGACCAUGACGACGAGGUGGCAAGCCCGACAUCCUUCUCUGGAAACUGUGGCUCCCAGUCGACAUGCAGACUCCCAGGAAAGGACUGGAAGAUGUCACCCAGGGGCCCGGAUAAGCUGAGGAGGCAGGCCCUGAAGGAGGCAGGAGAUUCCUCGCAGUCCAGGCGAAAGGAAUCUCAGGUGAGCAUGGACUUGUUGCAGGAAGUGCUGCGCAGCCAGCAGAGGGAGAUCGCAGAGCUGCGGCAGGGCCAGCUGGAGCUGCAGCAGCUGUUGAUGGGCUCUGCAGACGGGCUGCAGAGUUCCAUCCUCCGGCACAUAGAGAUAGUAACGGUGACCCGGCAGGAGCAGGACCAGCUGAGGAUGGAGCUCGUCCUGGCAGCAGAGCAGCAGGAAGCCCGGCUGGUGCAGGACCACCUGUCCGAGCAGCUGGUUCAGGCCCUCGGCAGCACGCUGUCCGGCCGGCUGGAGCGGCUGCUCCGCGAGGAGAUGAGGAGGACCCUCCCCCACACCAUCUCCAGUAGCCUGGAGCCCCUCUCUGCUCAGCUGAGCACUGCUGUGAGCUCCAAGCUGACUUCCGUGGAGGGGACUCUCAAGGAGAAUGUGGUCAGGGUUACCAAGUCAAAGUGGCUCUCACCCCGAGAUGUUCUGGUCCUUCAGAACACGACGGAGGCCAUCGGCAGGGCCGCGGCCGAGGUCCUCCAGGGCCCCAUCCAGGCGUCCUACAGGGACACCUUCGACAGCGUGGUGCUGCCCCUCUUUGAGAAGGGCUGCCAAUCCAUGUUCCUGCAGAUCAACGACAGCUUCAGGCAGGGCACGCAGGAGUACAUCCAGCAGCUGGAGAGUCAGGCGAGGAGCCGGAGGCAGCGGGAGCGGGAGCGGGACGCGAGGGACCCCCUGCUGGUGCACCUGCAGCACGUCAUCGGCGCCUUUCACGGCUGCAGCAGCCGGCUGGGCUCCGCCACGCUAGCCGGCGUGCGUGCCGAGAUCCAGCACCAGCUGCACACGCUGGUGGGAAACCUGCAGGACUCCAUCCUGGUGCAGGUGCAGCGGGCCGUGAAGGGUGAGGUCAGUCAGGCCGUGAAGGAGCAGCAGGCGGUCGUCACCUGCAGCAUCAUGCAGGCCAUGCGUUCGGCCGCCGGCUCCCCCGCACCCCCCGCGCCCCCCGCCCAAGUCGACUACCAGGCCCAGCAGGCCAGCGUGCUGCUGCUGCUGCAGCAGGGCUUCAUCAACCAGGCCUUCCAGCAGGCCCUGUCAGCGGCCGACCUGGACCUGGUCCUCUAUGUGUGCGAGACGGUCGACUCCCAGCUUGUGUUUGGACGCCCCCCCUGUCCGCUCAUCCAGCCCGUGCUGCUAUCCCUCAUCCAGCAGCUCUCCACCAACCUGGCCACCCGUUCCGAACUCAAGAUCAGUUACCUGGAAGAGGCGCUGUUGAACCUGGACCACAGCGACCCCGUGACUCGUGACCACAUGAGCUCGGUGCUGACGCAGGUCCGGCAAAAGCUGUUCCAGUUUCUCCAGCUGGAGCUGCACAGUCCCCUUGGGAUGAGAGCCCGCCGGCUGCUGCUGAUGCUGCAGGGCCUGCUCCUCCACUAGGCCUCCCCCGGCCCCUCCACCAUGGUCUGCGGGCACCCCCACCCCGAAUCUGACGGCUGAAUCCAUCAUCUGUAGAGAUCCCAUACAAGUUCUGCUUCUAGUGUACAGGUUCCCUGGAUUAUUUAACUCAGACGGGGCUGAACAUUUUUCCUAUAAAAAGCCAUCGGUUGGGUUUCGAAGAAGGACAAAAGAAACCCCACUUUACGUUCUCCAUUUUAUUUGAAAAAUAACAAGGAAACAGGAUCACAGGAGAGAGCAGAUGAUAAUCUGAAUGUCGUAUGCUGUACAUUGAUGCUGACUGUUCAUUCCUCAUUUUUUUUCCCCAAUUGAAUGAAACGAUUCCCUUCUC
This is a messenger RNA of Paramormyrops kingsleyae, 5491 nucleotides long. The record is from RefSeq and is a predicted model, not a curated record. Lineage: Eukaryota; Metazoa; Chordata; Actinopteri; Osteoglossiformes; Mormyridae.